AUGCCCGAAAGUAAAGUUGAAAAAAUAGAUGAGAAAAAUCUAAAGAGUUUUUAUACUGCUGUUGAUGAUGAUGAUGAUAAUUAUAUUCUUAUUACAAUUAUUUUUACUUCGCAACCAUAUAAGAAGGAAAAGCAUGAAUCAGGUGUUUUGGUAAUUUCAAAAGAGGAUUUUAAAAAACACUUUGGACCCAUUUUUUCCUCUCAGGCAUCAUUUGCCAUUAUCAGAGAUGCAAAUCCCAACUUUUGGGAAAAAAAUAGGUUGAAAAAUGUUCUUGACAGUAUUGGCGAUGCCUCGAUUGAUAAUGUAAUCAAAAAACGGCCAUAUUAUAGCGAUGAAGAUUAUUAUAUCAAAAAUCCAGGGGCUAAAAAAAUGCCAAAAAUGGAUUAUUUCCCAUUUAAUGUGUCAGAAAUUUUAGAUAUCGAAAACCGAUGA
Messenger RNA from Rhizophagus irregularis DAOM 181602=DAOM 197198, 432 nucleotides. RefSeq lists its product as uncharacterized. The record is from RefSeq and is a predicted model, not a curated record. NCBI's taxonomy places the organism in Eukaryota, Fungi, Glomeromycota, Glomeromycetes, Glomerales, Glomeraceae.